Messenger RNA from Uncinocarpus reesii 1704, 702 nucleotides. RefSeq lists its product as uncharacterized. NCBI's taxonomy places the organism in Eukaryota, Fungi, Ascomycota, Eurotiomycetes, Onygenales, Onygenaceae. The transcript has a single exon. Bases 1 to 702 code for a protein of 233 amino acids. The record is from RefSeq and is a predicted model, not a curated record.
AUGCGCGAGCAGCUGCAGCGCAGCAUGAACGUCCGCGAGCAGCAACGCUCCAUCAUCGAGGCCCGUCUGCAGCAGUCCGCCAAGGGCGACGGCCCCGACAGCAGCAAGGGCGAUACCACGCCCUUUGGCCCCCAGCGCACCGGCAAGCGCCGUCCGCCCCCCGGCCUGUCCAUCGUCCCGCCCUCCGCCUCGCAGUUUGCCAACGAGCGCGUCAUCCAGUCCGCUCCGCUGAACCAGACCUUCACCGGCCGCCGCCAGCCGCAGCCGCUGACCCGCCACUUCCUCAACCAUCCCGCCGACGUGGCCGCCUCGCCGCAUAUCCACCACACCCCGGCCAACCAGACCAACAACCGCCUGCCGCCCAUCGCCGACGUCUUUGGCGCCGACGCCCUGUCCCUGCGCGAUCGGGACGCCAGCGGCCGUGGCCCCUUUGGCCAGUCGAACCCCGCCCAGUCCUCUGCUCUCGCUCCGCUGCCCUCGCCCGGGCCUGCCCGGUGGCCCGCCCCCAAAACGGCCCCGGGAGUACCGUUCCGCCGAGGAAGCCGUCCACGAACUCGCCGGGCGGGCGCGAGGAGCUGCUCCCGCGCAUCAUCCAUUACAGCAGCGCCAAUCGCCCCACCAGUCCGCGCUCUCCGCCCAGCCUCCAGCCGCACAACAGCGGCAACAGCACCGCCGGUCCGCUCAACGGCAUGGCGCAUCUGA